This is a messenger RNA of Ceratotherium simum simum (southern white rhinoceros), 4193 nucleotides long. It is a transcript of the gene RAP2A, whose product is annotated as RAP2A, member of RAS oncogene family. Gene Ontology annotation, cellular component: membrane. NCBI's taxonomy places the organism in Eukaryota, Metazoa, Chordata, Mammalia, Perissodactyla, Rhinocerotidae. Gene Ontology annotation, biological process: Rap protein signal transduction. The record is from RefSeq and is a predicted model, not a curated record. Gene Ontology annotation, molecular function: GTPase activity; GTP binding.
GGCGGGCGUAGGUCUAUGUCGCGGGCGGCGGCGGCGGCGGCGGCCGCGGAGGGACGAUGCGCGAGUACAAAGUGGUGGUGCUCGGCUCGGGCGGGGUCGGCAAAUCCGCCCUGACCGUGCAGUUCGUGACCGGCACCUUCAUCGAGAAAUAUGACCCCACCAUCGAGGACUUCUACCGCAAGGAGAUCGAGGUGGACUCGUCGCCGUCGGUGCUGGAGAUCCUGGACACGGCGGGCACCGAGCAGUUCGCGUCCAUGCGGGACCUGUACAUCAAGAACGGCCAGGGCUUCAUCCUCGUCUACAGCCUCGUCAACCAGCAGAGCUUCCAGGACAUCAAGCCCAUGCGGGACCAGAUCAUCCGAGUGAAGCGGUAUGAGAAAGUGCCAGUCAUACUGGUUGGAAACAAAGUGGACCUGGAAAGUGAGAGAGAAGUAUCAUCCAAUGAAGGCAGAGCCCUUGCUGAAGAGUGGGGCUGCCCCUUUAUGGAGACUUCUGCCAAGAGUAAAACGAUGGUGGACGAACUCUUUGCAGAAAUUGUGAGGCAAAUGAACUACGCUGCGCAGCCUGACAAAGAUGACCCAUGCUGUUCUGCAUGUAACAUACAAUAGCAUUCAAAUAUGGCUCUCCUGGACAGGAUCUGCCCAAGACCGUAGGCAAUACAAACCUCAUCUGCCCGACUGCAGAGUUUGCAGGCUGUGUGGUGUGACUUUACAGUGAAAUAGCAGCCCUUAUUCAGAAUUGAGCGGUGAUUGUCAGUUGAUCUCUCUGAGUAACAUUUGGGUUCAGUAACUACGGUUUUCACCAUUGUCCUCAGUCUCCUAUAUGCACCUGCAACUUUAAGGCAUAGCCAGUCGAUCUACAGGGUGAUCUCCUUUGAAAGCUAUGAUGGCAUUGUCGCUGAGUUGACAGAAGCAACUGUUGUAUAAAUUAAAAAUAAUCUUGAGAGAGAAACCAGAAGAAUUCCUAUGACCGCUUACAAUUAAAAUAUUUUGUCUUCUUUAAAAAAAAAAUAAUAAGGAGAAAUAUUUUCCUACGAGAGUACUGAAUUUCAGGAAUUGAGAUAGUGCUUCUAAUCAAUGUAUUCCGUCAAGUAAGAUUAAUAACAGCUGACCUGCCAACGGCAUUACAGGGAGAGAUUCUUUGCUCAGCUGACAUAUUUCUGUUUUUCAAAAUCAAUGCUUAAUUGUAGAUGUUAUCCUAAUUGUGACAUGGAACUAACUCAUGCAUCAAUCUUUGAUAGAGCAAAAAUCAGAACAGGUUGUGUAAAAAUACGAUCUAGCUUUAGAAUAUGUUAAAUCACCUGCUUUGCCACAGAAAAUGGAGGCUCUCACAAGGGUUUGAUCCGAAUUAAAACCCCAAACCCACCCUCUGUUAACCAAGCAGGGAUGGUCUUGAUUACUUUAUUGAACAAGAGGAAGCAACUGUGAUGGGAAGAGAUUGCCUAGCCUUACUAACAAGCAGCGUUCUAGUAGAUUAGCUAGUACCAUCAUGUCAGGAAAAUGAAGCCAUGUUGCAUCCACGUGUUCCCAUUUGCAGAAACCUCACAGGACAGUACAAAUAUCUUGCAUUUUUAGUUUGUUAAAGCAGCAAAUUCCUUCCUGCCUUUAAGGGCUAUGGUUGUGGUGUGUUUCUUGGCUAACCUGCUUUCGAAAUCAAGUUUGCUGUAGCACAGCUUUAUUGCAGGCAUUUAAAAAAUUGAAUUACCAUGUGAAAUAAUUUGGGCUUAAAAGUAGAACAUAAAUUAUAGAGUGGAAGGUAAGGGGCAAAAAAAAAACCCUUUAUCUUUAAUUUUCCUGAAGAAUUAUAUACAGAUUUACUUAUAACAAUUUUGCCCUGAUUACUGCAGUGGCAAAUAAAGCUAGAGUGAAUAUUCUGUUUUGAAAAGGUGCUCAAAGCUCUGACAUUUUUGGUUUUCAUAGCCAUGGAGUAUUUAUCAUUUGCAUGACUAAUGGCACAGAAAAAAAACCUAUUCAUAAGUUUUACAAUCAAGUGUAGAAGGAUUUUCAACUAACUUCAGAGUUAUAAAUGCUGAAGAGAGUAUCUUGAGCUGAUCCUCUGGAGAUAAAUUUGGCCUUCAGAACUGCAAUAUCACUGAGCCUGUGAUCUACAUAGCGCCCCACAUUUUGUUGGUUUCGCACUCUUGUGCAAGUACCCUCUGGUCUUACGUGUGUAACUGAGAGAAGAGUGUAUGUUUGUGUAUGCAUGUGUGUUUAUUGUUCCUAAGAAUUGGGCACAAGUUGGAGAUAAUUGCCUAUACUGAGAAUCUGCCUGUACUGCAGAAUAUAGUGUAUCAAAAACAUUUUUUUCUUUUAAACUAUUUAAGUAUUUUUUUAAUACAUUAUUGAAAUCAUUGGUAGCCUCCCCAAGUGUUUGGUAAACUGUCGUUAAGCUUAGAGGAUAGAAAAAAGGUGAAUAGUACUUUUCAUAGAUGAGAAAAACAGAGAUAUGUGGGUAAAACCAGGCUGUGGUUGUCUAAAGUCUUUGAAUUGUGAAUAUUUGCAUUCUUCAGUAUAGUUUUUUUAUAACCCCCAGUUAUGAAGCACCGUGUUUAUAGGACAAAAAGUCCUAAUCAAUUUUAUUGAAACAAAUUUCAUUACGUAAAAGUAGAUUUGACUCAAACAUCUAGAGAAAUCAAAGAUUCAAGAAGUACGAUUUAUCCACUGAAAUAGAAAUAUUUUAGUAAAUUGUUGAGUUUUGAAGCCUCUAACUUCUAGAAUGAUUUUUUUAAGAAUUGCUAAAUUUAAUAGCAAUUUAUGACAACUAAGAUUACAUAUUAAAACAUCUGUAAAGAUUCUACAGUUUUACAUUACAGAUUGCUAUGCAGACAAGAAAAAUAAGUUACAUAAGAGGAAAGAUAUGGCAAAAUAUAAGGUGGAAAAGAUUAUCCAAAAAUUUGGGGUUUAGUUAGAAAUGUUUGUGGCAGACAGUAAGGUGGGCUUUUACUGUAAAGAUGUUAAUAAUAACUGAUUUGGCUGCUUGAUCUGUGUUUUCACACAGCCCUGCACAAAGCAUCAAAGAUAUCCAGAAACGUGGAAACCCUCAUGUGCUGUUACUGUUGGUAUUUCAUCUGGUAUGACUAUAACGCAGCUUGAGUGAAUGUGUUUGUUGAGAUGUUAAUAAAAAGCUUAAGAACAGAAAGAUUAAAUUUCUUGGCACAGGAAAUAACAGUGGCUACAGAGAAAAGUUGGUGACCUUGUGUCGCUAUUUAUGUUAUGCCCUGAUCAGACUAGCAACUAGAUAAGUGCGAGUUUUUCUAACAUGCCUUAAAAAUGUUAUGGUUUGAUCCAAAGACCCACUUUUUCUUUAGCUAUUUACAAUAAGAUUUUCUUUUGUUUUUGUUUUGUCUUGUUUUACUUUUAUACAAAGGCACAGCAUUUAAAAAAAUUUUUUUCUUUUAUGUUGCAACAUUUUUGGGUUCUUUCAAGCUGUGAUAGUGAUGGUAACUGAUGCCUUUCAUUUUGUUCAACUUACACAAAACAAGCCAGCAUCUGAUCAAAAGUAUUAACAUAAAAAUCUUUCUUAAACUAUCGCAAGGUGCUUUGAUGAUUUUUCUCCUUUGGUUUGUAGAAUUAGGACUGAACUUCUGACUCUAAUUGCUACAGUUGCCAUCACUUUUCUGUGGUAAAACUACUGAUAUUUGCUUUUCUAUAUAAGGAAAUGUUGCCUAAGGGUAUCUGCUAUUUGCUUUCAAGAGUUUUCCAGUGUGAAUGUUGUCUGUGUAUGUAUGAAUAUGAAAGUGCUUAUUUUGUUUGUUGCUGUUGGUUUUUUGUUUCGUCUGUUUUUUUGUUUUUGUUCUUCUCAGUGGUCUUGUGUUAGCCCUGGGUGAGCUAUAAUUGUCUCCUUAGCCAAUCAAAUGUUAAAGACUGUGGGGGUCUUUUUUUUUUUUUUAAUUAACAUGAUAUUGUGCAUCUAUUAUAUCUUAAUCAGGGUUUCAAGAAUGACUGCAGUGGGUUUUGGAAACAGACUUAUCAUUAUUGAUUUGGGGUUUCCCAGAGAUAUAGUUCACAGUUAAUUGUUGAGCUCUAAUACAACUGACCAUUUAAAAUUGAACAACAGUUUAUUGUUUUGUAACAAUGUCAGUUGUUAAACUUUGACAUUUCAAUUAAAACAUGAAUUGUAGUUAUAACUCAAGGCAAAUUCAACAGUUGUAUUUGGAGUUAAAUUAUUUUAACAAAUAAAUUUAUUUAAUGAAA